Clunio marinus is the source of this 264-nucleotide messenger RNA. The record is from the annotation of a GenBank genome assembly. NCBI's taxonomy places the organism in Eukaryota, Metazoa, Arthropoda, Insecta, Diptera, Chironomidae.
AUGUUAUUAUCAAGUCAUUUCAUUUCAUCCUCCAUCGUUUGUUCACCAUUAGAGUAUUACUUCACUAACUCGCGUCAUAAUCAUCGUCAUCAUCAUCAGCUAGCAAGCAACAGCGGUUGGUCAUUUAAAUACAAUAGAGAUGAAAAAUCUUCAUUGAAUAAACAUUGUGUCUGGAGUCAACAUGAUAAACCUGUGUGCUCCUCUUGUUGCUGGUUGCUUGCUUAUGGUGAAGAAAAACCAUUUAAUUUUAUUCAUGAAGAUUAG